Messenger RNA from Jatropha curcas, 711 nucleotides. Its product is annotated as large ribosomal subunit protein eL43. Gene Ontology annotation, molecular function: structural constituent of ribosome. Lineage: Eukaryota; Viridiplantae; Streptophyta; Magnoliopsida; Malpighiales; Euphorbiaceae. The record is from RefSeq and is a predicted model, not a curated record. Gene Ontology annotation, biological process: translation. Gene Ontology annotation, cellular component: ribosome.
UUUGGUUUUGGACCAUAUUGCAUGGAUCCGCUUCAAACUCAGGGUCCGUUGUGCCAUUUCAAAGCUUCUAUAAAAUCCUGGUGAGAAACGAAACCCUAGGGUUUCUUAGCAGCUCUCGCUUCAAUUGCCGCUUCUUACAGGUCCACCAGCAGAGGUCCUUCAAGCCAACAACCAUGACAAAGCGAACAAAGAAGGCUGGUAUUGUUGGAAAAUAUGGUACCAGGUAUGGUGCAAGUCUGCGUAAACAGAUUAAGAAGAUGGAGGUCAGUCAGCACAGCAAAUACUUCUGUGAAUUCUGUGGGAAGUACGCUGUGAAGAGAAAGGCUGUGGGAAUUUGGGGCUGCAAAGACUGUGGUAAAGUCAAAGCAGGCGGUGCCUACACUUUGAACACCGCCAGUGCCGUGACUGUGAGGAGCACAAUAAGAAGGCUUAGAGAACAAACCGAGAGCUGAGCUACCAUUGAACCUAUCUGCUGCUGUUUUGGUUAUUUGCAUUGUUAUCUUCUUAGUAAUUGACUUUUUUGAGGAUUUUAAUUUAAUUUUUCUUACAAGUUAAAGUUCUUCCGUGUAGUGCACUUGUGUUUUGAAGCUUAGGUUAUUAAGGCUUUAACUCUAUCGUUUGCUUGGUUUUUCCUCGUCUCCAACUGUUUUCCUGUUGUGGAUGUUCUAUAUUAUAAGCUGGUAUUUGAAGAUAGACUUGGUUUGUAUGAAA